This is a messenger RNA of Brenthis ino (lesser marbled fritillary), 2013 nucleotides long. The record is from the annotation of a GenBank genome assembly. Lineage: Eukaryota; Metazoa; Arthropoda; Insecta; Lepidoptera; Nymphalidae.
AUGGCGGUUUUAAGGACUCUAUUAGUAAUUCUAACAUUGACCGCUCGGGCGCUCCCGGCGGCAAUCCCCGUGCGCGCCGACAAUGUGGACCUCACGCUCGAACCACAGAUGACCGGUGGGUUCCUGCUCGUCGUAACAGAAGGAGACGAAAGAACAGUGUACGGUCACAUCGGGCGUACAGUUUACUCUGUAUACACUUCUGAAGAGAUAGAGGGAGGAGUGUUAAUACAAAUCGGUCGGAUCAAUCUCACUGUGCACACUAUUUAUGAUGAUGUGAGAGAGGCGAGAGGUAUUAAGAUUAAAUGGAACACGCAAGAUCCAGUGCGUUUUGAAGAUUGCUUUGAUUUUGGUUCUAAACACUGGUACGCGGGUCCUAUGCAAGUAGACCAAGUAUACCCAAUAGAAAAUGCCCAACAAAACUACACUGCAUUUGUUACCAAAGAACAAGAUAAUGGGGCAAUUGCAGAAAGAUAUUGGCUUAAUUCAGACGGCCAAUACAUAUACGUUCACCCACAAGUCCCGUUAUUUGUGGACUAUCAUUUAAUACAACAAAACCAUAUUUGCUUUGGUGCCCAAAUAGCGGUGCCAUAUUCAUCUAGAAGAAACCACACAGAGCUUUCAUAUGAUAUAUGGUUUUUACCUGACGUAAAGAAAGCUCAUCAACACGCAGUUGCCAAUUACUUGGGCAAACCUUCAGGAUUACCAGACUUUAGAAUGAUACAGCAUCCUAUCUGGUCAACUUGGGCACAAUACUCUAAAAAUAUUACAGGAGAAAAAGUAAUGGAGUUCGCAAACGAAAUAAGAGCGUAUGGUUUCAAUGAUUCGCAGCUAGAAAUAGAUGAUCUUUGGGAAACAUGUUACGGAUCUCUUGAAGUCGAUACGAAUAAGUUUCCUAAUUUAACCCAUUUGGUUGAAGAAGUUAAGGGCUUAGGGUUCCGUGUGACAAUUUGGGUACACCCAUUUCUUAAUAGUAACUGCGAGCCCUGGUAUUCAGAAGCUUUAACUAAGGGAUACCUCGUACUAAACGAAGAAGGUUCCCCUGAAGCUAACUGGUGGAACCCCAACGGGUCCAUUCCGGGUCUGAUUGACUUUACAAAGCCCGCCGCCGCAGAGUGGUGGUAUGAUAGGGUCAAAGAUCUCAUCGAAACGUAUAACAUUGAUAGUAUCAAGUUUGAUGCUGGAGAAAGUAGUUUUUCACCUCAGAUUCCAGUACAAAACGGAGACAUCGACCUCCAUCCCCACAACAUAGUGGACGCGUACGUACGCACUUGUGCAAAAUUCGGGGACAUGAUUGAAGUGCGAGCAGCUUUCAAGACGCAAGACCUCCCGAUCUUCGUACGAAUGGUAGAUAGAGAUUCAAUAUGGGGUCUCAACAACGGCUUACCGACGAUCAUAACCACUACUUUACAAAUGAACCUCAACGGCUACACUCUGGUGUUGCCAGACAUGAUCGGCGGCAACGGCUACAACCUGAACCAUGCACAAUCAGACUUGCCCACUAAAGAGCUAUUUAUACGUUGGGUUCAGGCUAAUACGUUUCUGCCAGCGAUGCAAUAUUCUAUCGCACCAUGGAACUUUGAUAAUGAGACAGUAGCAAUAAGCAAGAAGUACACGGACCUGCACGCGCAACACGCAGACUACAUAUACGAGGCAAUGCGUCUGUCUUCGGAAGAUGGCACACCUGUCAAUGCACCCCUGUGGUGGCUCGACCCGACAGAUGAAGAGGCACUCUCUAUAUGGGAUGAAUACCUCCUUGGCAAUGACAUAUUAGUAGCUCCAGUACUAACUGAAGGGGCGACCUCCCGAGAUAUAUACCUGCCCUCCGGCUUAUGGAUGGAAGAGGGCGACCCUCAGAGGGUCCAUGUCGGCCCUACGUGGUUGAGAGACUUCCCCGCGCCCUUGGACGUACUGCCCUACUUUGUGAAGGAAAGUGGUAAUAGUAUUAAUUCGGGAAAUGUUGCUAGUUAUAAUGCUUUUAUAUUAUUGGGUUUAAUAAGUGUUAUUUUGAUGUUU